Rhea pennata is the source of this 2223-nucleotide messenger RNA. Its product is annotated as zinc finger protein 777-like. The transcript is spliced from 5 exons. Gene Ontology annotation, biological process: regulation of DNA-templated transcription. The record is from RefSeq and is a predicted model, not a curated record. Lineage: Eukaryota; Metazoa; Chordata; Aves; Rheiformes; Rheidae. The coding region runs from base 25 to 1767 and encodes 580 amino acids.
CGGCGGCGGCGGCGCGGGGCGGCCAUGGCCCGCUGGGGCCCCGCUCAGGAGCCGGACUGGGGGCCGGAGCCCUGGCAGCAGGUGCCCCCGCAGGCCCCCGGCCACGUCCCCGUGCCGGUGCCGGUGCCGGUGCCGGUGCCGGAGGGCGAGAAGCAGCUGCAGGUGCCCGAGAUCUCCCUGUGGACGGUGGUGGCCGCGGUGCAGGCCGUGGAGAGGAAGGUGGAGUCGCAGGGCCUGAGGCUGCUGAGCCUCGAGGGGCGAGCGGAGACGGCCGAGAAGAAGAUCACGGACCUGGAGAAAGCGGUGCUGGAGUUCGGCAGCCAGCUGGAGAGGAAGUGGGCCGCGCUGGCCUCCCUCGUGCAGGAGAACACGCGGCGCCUGGAGAACGUGGAGCGCCAGCUGCAGAACAGGAGCGGCUGGCCCCGGAGAGCCGCCCCGGGCCCCAACGGCGGCGUGCCCCAGGUCCCAGCGGCUUGUGAGGAUGAUGCCAUCAGUCUGCCCGAGCAGGAGUGGGGGAGCUUGGACACCCGGCAGAAGGAGCUCUACAAGAUCGCGACGAAGGGGAUUUAUGAGGCUGUGGUCUCUCUUGGACCGGGUGACACCAGCUCCAAACCUGCUCUGCCGUCGCCAGGUGAAGCCGGGGAGGACUCGGGUCCCAGGACUCAGGGGCUGCCGGAGAAGGGAGCCGUCCCUGGGCACCGCGGCUCUGGUGAGAAGAUCGUGAUCAAGACAGAGGAGCAGCAGCCACAGGAGGAAAGAUCUGAAAUCCCGGCUGGGCCACGGACAUCCUCAGCAAGACUGGAAGAGGAGGCUCCCCCGAGCCAAGAGCAGCCAGUGCCCUGGGAGAGUCACUCCAGCUCAGAUGAGCGGAAGGGAAUGGGAGACAGCCUAGGGGAGCUCUGCAAGCACCACGCCGCCCAGCCCGAAUUCAAGCCCCUGCUUGUCCCAGCGGAAGCGCGCCCUGCCCCAGGCUUGUCCUUCCCAACAGAGCACGGGCACAGCGUUGGGACUGAGCAGCAGUUCACCUUGCCCCAGGGAAUCCAGCUGGGAGAGGAAACCAGCGCAGCAGCUGCCUUGUCACAGCCCAGCUUGGAGGAGGCUCGGCCGUGCGCCGCGGGGGAUGAGCCCCGCAUGUUCGCGCUGGGCUGGAAGAGCAUCCGGCUGAAGCGGAACCUCCUGGCGCGGCAGCAGAGCCACACGAGGAAGAACAACGGGUCGUUCAUCUGCGCCGCCUGCGGGAAGAGCCUGGCCCACCACGCUGCGCUGCUGCGGCACCAGCGCCUGCACACGGGCGAGCGCCCCUUCCAGUGCCCUGCCUGCGGGAAGAGCUUCAACGAGAAGUCCAACCUCAACAAGCACUACCGCAUCCACACCGGGGAGCGCCCCUACCGCUGCUCUGCCUGCGGCAAGGGCUUCAUCCAGAAACAUCACCUCCAGAAGCACCAGCGCAUCCACGGGGUGCAGCUGCGGGGCGGGUGGACAGGCCGGCCCGCACGGGCCAGCGCGGCCGGGGAGAGGCUCUACCGCUGCAUCGAGUGUGCGGAGAGCUUCCCCCAGCAGGCGUCCCUGGAGGAGCACCAGCGCCGGCACACGCAGCAGCGACCCUUCCAGUGCACCGGCUGCAGCAAGAGUUUCCGGCACCGGCAGUCUCUGAACCACCACCAGAAGAUCCACGCAGUUACCAACUGUCCUGGGACUAGCUUGCUGAACCACCACCAGGAGCCGGAGACCAGCCCCUGCAAGGGAUUGACCCAGGAUAAUCCGUAGCACAGGGGCUGGAGAAGGGAAGGGGCAGCGGGAUUGCAGGCUGCUCCGCAGAAGUGCAGUGGUUUGUGGUGACAGGACACACCACGUGCAAGCGCAGCUGGUGCUGCAGAGCUCUGCCCGGCUCUCCCUGGACUCUGCCUUGCAAGACGAGGACAGAGGGAAUCUGAUGUGCUGCCCAGGCAGAGCAACGCGCUGCGGGGUGAAGUGACAAAGCAGCGGAGGUUUGGCAGCAGCGGGCAAAGUCACAUCGUGCUGCUGCCUUACGGAAGGGGCAGCGGAGGAUCAGCUGCUGCGUGUUCGACACGGUGUAGCGGGGAGUGGUGCAGUUGAACUCAGGGUUACCUAAGUACAACCAGCUACAAGAUCAACUGGGGGUGUUCAGCGGCCCUCGGAAAAGCUGUUGCUGUGGGCGACAGCUGGGGCCGUCAGACAAAUUGGGAAGAGGCUUGGAUAAAA